AUGUCAGGUAAAAAUGGAAUGCUAGUGAAUCGACCAGGUCACAACGGAACAUAUGUAAGUUUUCAUGAUGCAACAUUGAAUGGUACAGUAGUACUCUCAUACGAUGCUGGUUGGUCAUCAAACAUCAUCUACUCUGGCAGCACCAUCAUUAUCUAUGCUCCAUAUGCCUGGACUCCUGGUCAUCUUUAUUACAUUACAUUCGAUAGUGGAGUAUCAAGUGGUAAUGAUUUCUGUCAUGCUGAAUCACAACCCAUUGUCGAUCCCACUUUUUGGCAAUUCGAUAUUUGGAAUCCAGCUGUAUCAAGUACCACAACAACAACAACAACUGCUCCAACUACCCAUACGGUGACGACAAGAGCUCCUAGCACGACCACACCAAAUGUCAAUCUGACAACGACAGGUUUAAUCGUUACUACGACUACGGUUGGAUCAACUACAACCACUACAACUACCACAACAACAUCCGUGACAAUUGUUACAACAAGUACGUUCGUUUCAUAUUGAUUCAUUUUGUCAUAUUGAACAGGAACAUAUUUUAAACAGUUCAUGUUUCGAACUGAUUGAAAAAAUUGUCCGGUUGAGAAUUUCAUGACUAGUAAUAUUUUAGUGAACAGAUAUGAUUGACUUUAUUAGUCACGCAUAGCUGGAACUUUUACUCAUUUUUUUUAUUCGUGUGACUUUUAAUGUUUAAUAACGUAAAAUAAUCAUCUGGUCCACUAUCAAUCAACCAAUUAGAUGAGAAAGUAUUUAGAAAAAAAAAGAGAAAGCCGGAUAAUAUUCUAUUCUGGUAUCCUAUAGAUUGGAAACUUUUCAUCAAAAUUCAGUGAAAUAUGUCCUCUGAUUAUAUCUCACAGAUCCAAAGCUUGAUAUCAAAGUUUUUGGAUUUUGAGGUAACAUCAGGGGUUCAAAAAUAAAUUUUUGUUUCAUCUCAAUCUCAAUGUAAAUACAAAUAUAUCGAUUCGAGCAUGUUGAUUACGAAUAUCAUGUAUAGAAUGAAUGGAACUGUACUUUCUGUAUGAUAGUGAUAGUACAAGGUGGUCAAACCGAGAGUGUCUCUCUUGAAGUAUCGCAUAUUGUGAGCUUCUACCGUAAGAGAACAUGUCGAGAAAAUAUUUUUUUCUACGUCAAACUCUUCAGCUCUAUCUGAAUUCCUGAAUCAAAGCUUCAGAUAAUUUUAAAUGUGAAAUCAAACUCACGAUUCCAAGUGAAAAUGAAGGAGUUUUCAGCUGUAAGCUUGUUUAUGCUGGCCAUGCGCACUUUUGUAGUCGGUGCUGUCGAAGCAUGAAGUUUUCUAAAAAAUCAGCAAAACUUUGAGCUUUAUCCAAUUGUAUUAUCAAAAUAAAUAUAAAAGUGUACGUGUAGACUUUCCAGAAAAUGUUUAGAGAAUCUUCAAGAAGUUACAUUAACCUUUUAGACACUAAUAGGCGAGUAUAUUAAUGAAGGCAAAGAAUGCUUCCUGCCAAAGUUUUUUUAAAAAGUAAUAUAUGAAUUCUUAGAUGCAUCAUAACGUCGUCUCGAUAAUCAAAAAUAUCGUUGCAGAGACACAAAGUAUUAUUUCUCUACACUUAACAGAUUGACGAAAAAAUGUGAAAAUUUUGUUAGAUACGUUAUUUGCCAUUAUCAACACCCUUUUUUAUUUCUUUUGAGAAUGCUAUUGGAUAGAAUUCCAAAAUUUGCCCAUCUGUGUAAAACUUCAUGCUGCGGCAUCAUCGACUAAUUACGAAAAUGUGUAUGACAAGUAUAAACAAGCUCACAGUCGAAAAAUCCUUCAUUUUCACCUAGAAUGGUCAAUGCGAUUUUUCAUUUUUCUUAGAUUUUCACUUUCAAUAGUGAGAGAACAAGAUGAUUAAAAAAAAAGAAGGGACAGUUUAUGAAUGUUAUGCUUGCUGAAUAUCUUUUAUUGAUGUUUAUUAGUCUUUGAAUAUGGCGUUAUGAUUGAAAUUAUUAUGUAAGGAGAUAUUACCCCGUAGCUUUGUGUCGAAAUAAAACUGGAUUCUGGUUUAGUUUAAUUUUACUUCAAGUUAAAAGUUACAUAAACCACGUAUAUUAAAAUUAACAUUGAAAUAAGAAAAACAUUUUUUUCGUAUCUCUGAUACUGUGUAAAAGCUCCAAAAUUUUAAUAUCACAAUAUCAUGCAUUGGACGAGUUGAAUAUGAUUAGAGUUUCCAUUUGACUUGAUCUCACUGAAAAAAUCUCCAAUGCAUGGGAUGUCAUAAAAUGACAUUCUCCGCUCGUCUUUAUCGUCUAUAGGUAAGGUGCUGAGAACAAAAUGUUACAACAUACAUAUUCAAUUGAAAGAUCUAUAGAUUUUGUCAAUAUUGGAUACUAAAAUAAGACUUUGUGAUAUGGAAAAAUAAAUACAGUAUUAGAAUAAACAAGAUGUUAAACUGCAAUACAAAGAGCAGUGUAAACUAUUCUUUUUAAUGCUGAACUAAAAUGAUUAUUCAGUGGUAUUUUGAUUAGUCGCUUAUUGGCGAUGGUUGAUGCAAAACAUCUGACUGUAUUAAAUAAGUAAUUGAUGCUAAUCAAGAAACAUAGCAUUUUGCAAAUUUGUAUCGCCUGAAAACAAAGAGAGCUACAUAGUAUAAUUAUUCUUUUUUGAAGACUCUUUUUUUCGGUUAGUAGUUACAAGACUUUUCGGUUGCGCGAAACUACGCAUUUGUACCAUAUUUGGUUGGACUAGUUUUCUUUGAAGUCUUAACUAAAUGAAAUGCCACUAUCAGCGUAUCAAUAAAAUUAUGCCCAAUGCCCUUGGAUACACAAUUAAAUUGUUCUUUUUUAGCUGUUACAACUACAUCAACAUUGGUGACGGAUAUGUCUGUAAUGACACCGAAGGAUAUGGAAGAAGUUUGCAAGCAGCCAGUGAUCAUAUGUACAGUCACCAUGAUGGUUGUUAUGGGUCUAAUAAACACUGUCGGAAUGUUUAUUCUAUUUACUAAACUAGAUAAUAUGUUCAAUCCACAUCGAAUGUUAGCUAAACGACGGUAUCAACAUUUUUUGAAUCGGCUUAACAAUAAAUCGAAAUAGUGUGCUGCUACCAAGCGUAAAUAAAAACAAUAUUUUUUAAAAUCACCAAAUCUUUUACCAGAAAUAAUUAUUAAAAGCUGCGUAUUCGAUUUGAUUUUAAGAAAUAAACGAAAAGUUCUGAGCAAAAUAUUGCGAGACCGAUAUAGAACCAAUAGCACAUAAAUCUACGGUUUGUCAGAGCAACAUUCCCAUGCCAAAAAAUGUACCAUGACAUCCGAUUAACAUUGAUUUUAUUGAGCAAUGAAAGCAGAUUUAUUUGUGCUAUUUUAAUCAAAGAAUAAUUUAUUUUUAUUUGAUUUCUUGUCAAAUUCUUUACACGAAUUUAUCAACAUAAAUAAAAGUUGAUGUAAAUAAGUAUUACUCUCAAUUAAAUCUUCUUGUCAAUUUAAAAUAAAAGUUUAUUUAAUUUGCUAAAAGAUAAAUCUCUCUCAAACAAUCGUUAAGUAAUAAGUAUGAAAUUAGGAUUUCUAGCGAGAAAAAAGAAAGAGAUAUAUCUGAAAAAUAAAAUAUAUUAUGUAAUGAAAUCUAUUUAAGAUUAAUCGAAUCAAUAUUAAUAUUUUCAUGUUUCGUCAUAGUAACAUAAUCAUGGAAAGACGAUUACAAGUUUUCGACCUUAAAAUAAGAUAUAUGUAUGUUUCUAGAGUAAGACUUCUCCGGCUUUAUGUAAGUUCGCCAAUCUGGGAUUUCGCCAACAGUAUAUUCGCCAUUGGCGAACGUCGUGGAGAAAUUCGCCGAUAAACUUUUGUUUCCUCAUGGUGUAUUCGCCAAUUGCAAAUCUCUAGUGUGAAAUUCGCCAAUUGUAAUCCGUAGAAUUAUGACUCAACUAAAUUGAUGAUAGCGUGUGAGUGUGGGUGUUGUCUGCGUGCGUGUUGGUAGGUACCGGUAAGCGCAUGAAAUACUCGGGUUACGGCCACUUGCCUGCUAGACAGAUGCCCGCCGGACAGAUGCCCGCAAGACACUUGCCCGUGCGAUACAUGCUCGCAAUGGGCAAUGUUGAGGGUGAGGGUGCGGGCAAGCAUCAUACGGGCAAGUGUCUUGCGGGGAUCUGUCCGGCGAGCAUAUGUUCUGCGGGCAAGUGGCCUAGAUUCGAAAGACUCAUACCCACACCCACGCCCAC
Rotaria sp. Silwood2 is the source of this 4144-nucleotide messenger RNA. Lineage: Eukaryota; Metazoa; Rotifera; Eurotatoria; Philodinida; Philodinidae. The record is from the annotation of a GenBank genome assembly.